AUGUACGACAGGCGAAGGGCCAACCGCCAGCUCAAGAUCCGGCUACUCCAGGCUGAAGUGGUGGAGACUCUCCGGUGCGCCUCGUGGAGCCUAGCAGCGGAGCACUACACGAAGCUCAAUGGGACCCACCGCCAGUUAACAGGCUGCGAGGAAACCAUCGAGGCCACCGUGCGCAAACGGAGACUGUGGUUCGCGGGCUUUGUUAUGCGCAUGGAGGACAGCCGCCUCUCCAAGCGCAUGCUGUUAGGAGCGAUGGCGGGGGGCGUGGGAUACCGGGGCGGGCAGGAGAGCGACUGGGUGUCUCGUCUAGGAGAGGACCUCGUGGCCUUCUUCAACAUGGGAGACGAAAAGGAAGGGGGUAAAUGGAAAGAGAGCGCCAAGGACCCGGAGGUGUGGUACAACAAGGUCGAGGACGGGGCGGCAUGGUUCAUGAGGAAAUGGCACAGGCAGGAGGCGGAAGCGUCCGCGAAGCGCCAGCGCGCGAGGGAAGCAGAAGCAGAGAGGACGGUCAUCUCAGGACCGAAGAGAAAGAGAGUCGGGGAAGCGGCGGUGGGGGGGAAGAAACGGCGAUUGGGCACUGCUGUAGAAGCGAGUAGGGCGGCCGAGGCAGCACUUGUGGUAAACUAUGUACCCGGCUGA
Ectocarpus sp. CCAP 1310/34 is the source of this 639-nucleotide messenger RNA. Lineage: Eukaryota; Phaeophyceae; Ectocarpales; Ectocarpaceae. The record is from the annotation of a GenBank genome assembly.